AUGGCAAUGAAAUGGGCCACAGAAUUCUGUCCAGAAACUCAAUUCAUCUUCAAAUGCGACGAUGAUGUUUUCGUGAAUACGCCCUACAUCUCGCAAUUCAUCCAAAGAGUUGGUCAUUUGGAUAAUUUCAUAACUUGCCGUGUUAUUUCGGACAGUAAAGUGUUUCGUGAUAAAAACUCCAAAUGGUAUGUUACUUCUGAAGAAUAUCCAAAUGAGACUUAUCCUGCCUACUGUUCAGGAUGGGGAAUCCUUCUGACGACUGAUGUGGCUCAGAAGCUCCACAAGGCAGCAGAAACAACUCCCUUCUUUUGGGUGGAUGAUGUUUAUGUGCUGGAGUUUCCCCUCAAUUGCUCGACGAUAAGCGCACGCCGAUCAAUUCGUCGGCCGGAAUGGCAAUUGAGCGCGAGUGUCUGCGUGGACACAAUGGGAAAUGCACUCUCUGGGGCGACCGAAGAAUGGGGCGCCUUCGUAGCACCAGGCACGAAUUGGGAGGGCGUCCAGGUGGCCCAGAGUGCAGCUGGUGCGCCCCGAUCGUCGCGCAUCGGAGCGCCCCCUCGACAGUGGCGUCUCGAGUGCGGUCCCUGA
Messenger RNA from Phlebotomus argentipes, 585 nucleotides. RefSeq names its product beta-1,3-galactosyltransferase 5-like. Gene Ontology annotation, molecular function: hexosyltransferase activity. The transcript has 3 exons. Gene Ontology annotation, cellular component: membrane. Lineage: Eukaryota; Metazoa; Arthropoda; Insecta; Diptera; Psychodidae. Bases 1 to 585 code for a protein of 194 amino acids. The record is from RefSeq and is a predicted model, not a curated record.